ACAACAAUUGAUAGAUGUCGCUGUAUUGACUCUGAAAAGGGUGCGGUACACGGUAAUCGCCAUACUGGACGAACGUGACCAAAGACAGAGCGAAAAUGAGUACUAGAGUGUGUGUCAUAUCAAAGCUAUUUCACUCAUAACAGAGGGUUUAUUUUGACAGUGUGAUUUGCGAAUGACCCACACGAUGUUUAAUAUAUCGGCUGAACCCUAAGGGAAUCCAAUAAGUGUCAAUCUCUACGCGUGACUGCGUAAGAUCAGAAAUAUCGCAGCUCGGGUUUCCUUACAACGGGUUGUCGCUGCAUGUGUCACUGUGAGUGCAGCUUGUGCUUCAGUUUCGAACUUCAUUCUCUUUGUUAACAUUUACGUGCAUAUUAUUAGCAGUGUACUUGUGGUGGAAUAGAUGCAAUAUUAAGGUAACUUCUUUGAAUUACCACCGAUGAGUUUGACUGUGUUGUGCUCUGUUCGGUGCUGCUCCUUCAACUAAUCGCGUGUGUAAUGCCCGGGAGUCGCUCUAGCACGGACCCAGAGCACAAGUCACCGCGGGAAAGUGGUGAAGAUUCAGAAGAUGAGAGUGAAAUCCUGGAAGAGAGCCCCUGCGGGCGGUGGCUCAAACGCCGCGAAGAGGUGUAUGUAGGUUCCAAAUCCACAUUAGCCGAAGGCUCUACAUUUGGAACAGCCAGAGGCAGUGAAAACGAAGUUACUGAAAUGGAGGUGGAACAACGUGAUGUACCAGGAAUCGAUUGUGCCUAUUUGGCAAUGGAUACAGAAGAAGGUGUUGAAGUUGUUUGGAAUGAAGUGCAAUUUUCAGAAAGGAAAAACUUCAAAGCACAAGAAGAAAAAAUACAACUUGUAUUUGAAAAUCUUACACAGUUGGAACAUCCUAAUAUUGUUAAAUUUCAUAGGUAUUGGACAGAUACCCAUAAUGAUAAACCUCGGGUCAUAUUCAUAACUGAGUAUAUGUCUUCUGGGUCUUUGAAACAGUUCCUAAAAAGAACAAAGCGUAAUGUCAAAAAAUUACCCUUGCAAGCAUGGAAACGUUGGUGUACUCAAAUACUUUCUGCUUUAAGUUACUUGCAUUCUUGUUCACCUCCCAUUAUUCAUGGAAAUCUUACUUGUGACACAAUAUUUAUUCAACAUAAUGGACUUGUAAAAAUUGGUUCGGUGGCUCCUGAUGCAAUUCAUCAUCACGUUAAAACAUGUAGAGCAAAUAUGAAAAAUAUGCAUUUUGUAGCCCCUGAGUAUGGAAAUUCUGUAACUCCUGCUAUUGAUAUUUAUUCAUUUGGAAUGUGUGCUCUGGAAAUGGCUGCGUUAGAAAUUCAGGGUAACGGAGAGACUGGUACGAUCGUGACCGAUGAUAAUGUUCGAAAAACCAUAGAAUCAUUAGAUGAUGGCCAACAAAAAGAUUUCAUUCGAAAAUGUCUUCAAGUAGAUCCGCUUAGUAGACCAAGUGCAAGGGAGCUUCUUUUUCAUCCAGUUUUAUUUGAAGUACAUUCAUUGAAAUUACUUGCUGCUCAUGCUUUGGUUAAUUCAGCCACUAAUAUUUCGGAAACAAUAACGGAUGAAGUAUUGCAAAGGCUCUAUGGUCCUGAUACCGUAGUUGCGGAAAUUAAGUAUCAAAAUCGACCAUCGCAGCAGAUUCGAUUAAGUGAUAUUCCUGUUACAGAAAAAUUAGAAAAAUUCGUGGAAGAUGUAAAAUAUGGUAUAUAUCCCCUGACAGCAUUUAUGGCGAAACUGCCACCACCUGUUCGACCAAGGGCUAUAUCACCUGAAGUUACUGAAUCAGUGAAAUCAGUUACACCUGAACCGGUGGAUGUAGAAUCUCGAAGAGUAGUUAAUAUGAUGUGUAAUGUUAAACCUAGAGAAGAAAGUUGUGAAUUACUUAUGACAAUAUUAUUACGAAUGGAUGAUAAAAUGAAUAGACAAUUGACAUGUCCUGUGAGUCAAUUAGAUACUUCAAUGCUUCUCGCUCAGGAGCUUGUACAUUUUGGAUUUAUUAAUGAGAACGACCGUGAUAAAAUAGCAAAUUUAAUCGAAGAGGCAUUAAGAAGUUGUUUUAAUAAACAAAUGAUGACACCUGGAAUGGUGUCAUUAACUAAUCUUCCCACUCAAACUACUUUAUUGCUGCCUGGUCCAGAGUUUCCAUGCUUACAACACUUUGAUAAUUCUAUGUAUAAUGCGACAACAUCUCAUAGUGAUAGUGUAAUAACUAACCCGCUGCCAAAAAGUUCAUGUCUCCCGAUGUCAAGUAACACGAAUAGAAGUCACGAUGAAAUAGAACCACCGUCGAAUGCUGAAAGUGGUAGUUAACCAUCCAGGAUAUUUGGUAACUCAGUUCACUGUGCCACUUUGCACGCUCUAUGUAUAGACUGGCUAUGUAUUUUUAUAUUUAAGUAAACAGGAAGAAAGAAUGAAAUUAAAUGAUUAAAAGAAAAAAAAUAAAAAAUAGAAAAAAAGAAAAAGAGUGCCGUGGCUAAAGUAAUAGAUUAAAAAAAUAUUAACGCGGUAGAAUCAAACAUUUUUAUGUUUAGUGUGUUCUACUUAAAAUUAAAUCUAAUAAUUAAUUUUUUUUCUUUUUAAUUAAAUAAUAUAUUAAUUUUGAAAGCUAGGAUAUACAUAUUGAAUAAAUUUUAAUUGAAUGAAAAUAAAAAAUGCGCUAUAUUAUUUCAUAUUCAAUUGACCAUAUAGCAUCUAAUUAUUAUAAAUAAUCAUGGAUUCUUGUUACUAGACUAAAAUAUAAUAAAGGCCAUUUUAUUGUUGAAUUUUGAAUUCAUUGGAAUUUUUAUUUCAAAUUAUUAUUUCAAAUAACUUUCUUUAUUUAUAUAAUUGGGAUAUAUCAUAAAAACUUAUUUUUAUAUACAAAUUGACAUAAACUAACUGGGGGGAGGGGGGAAUGAUUAAAUGUUAUUAAGUAUGAAAGAAUAAUUUUAUUAAUCAAUGCGAAAAUAAUAAAAAUAAAGAAAAACUAAUGAGUAUCGCAUUUAUUUCGCUUUAAUUCGAUGUAUAUUGUGAUUUAUCUUAACCCAAAUCGCCAUAUUCUUUUCAAUUAUUAAAAUAAAAUAAAUAAAAAAUUUAUUUAUUAAAAAAAAAAAAAGAAUAGUAGCGCAUGUAAAAUUUAGUAAAACGUAAUAUAAAAAUUGUUUAAAUAUAAUCAUUUUGUAAUUCAUUUUUUUUUUUCUCUUAUUUUUAAAUUAUAAUAAUCGAAUACAGCCACGGCUCUCCUAUACUUCGGUAUUAUUGAUGUGAUUAAACCAAGAUUAUUAAAUCUCGAUAAAAUUAGCUGAAAUCCUUGUAAAUAAUUUAUAUUUUUAAGAAAAUCUGUUGACACAGAAAACUAGUCAUAUAGAUAUAUUCGAGUGCUAACAAACUAACACCGACCUUAUUAUUAUAUCUUUUUGCAUUUAUAACAUAUGCUUGGCCAAGAAAUAUUGCUCCGAUUUCAUACCUCGGCAAAUGAAGAAAAAAAAAAUGAAAUUUUCAGUGAAGCAUUUCACUAAAAAAAAUGACUAAUUAUUAGAGGUAAAACGAAGAUGCAAAACGAAGAAAAAAAUAAAUGAAGUAACUGCAGCAAUUAUUACCGAUAACAUACAGUUUGAUCUUAAAUAUGUAAGUAGAUUAUUGAGAUAAAAAUUGAAUGUAUAGCUUUAUAAUUCAAAUUAUUAAAAA
This is a messenger RNA of Apis florea (little honeybee), 3663 nucleotides long. It is a transcript of the gene Madm, whose product is annotated as MLF1-adaptor molecule. Lineage: Eukaryota; Metazoa; Arthropoda; Insecta; Hymenoptera; Apidae. Gene Ontology annotation, biological process: protein phosphorylation. Gene Ontology annotation, molecular function: ATP binding; protein kinase activity. The record is from RefSeq and is a predicted model, not a curated record.